CGCUCAGUAACCACCCAGCGGGCCGUGUGAGAGGACGUACGCAUGCGCUCUCCCGGUCCCGUGUGCCAGUGACCCUCCGCCUUGGGUGCGCGUGUGCCUAUGGAUGUUGUCUUCUGGAUGCUCCCCUGUUACCGGGUUGUGGUCGUGGCACGUUGCAUCGGGAGUUGAAGUGUUGAUUAACUUUUGGCCAUUUCGAGUGCUGGGGAACAUUUUGCAUACAACUGCAUUUUGCGGUUUGUUUUGUUCGGAAGGACCGUGGGAGUGUAGCGAGGCUCUAAAAAACUGUUUCGCGAGUCUAGUGUAUUUCCUACUAUAAUACUUGGAGGAGCUUAUGGAUUUCUGUGGAUGUGAUAAUUGCGAAUAUGGGAUAAGUGACUUACAAGACGCGAUGGAUAUUCGUGCAAAUUAGCUGGAUAGUGGAAUAUUAUGAAUAUUUACUUCAAUGGCUGCAUAUGAACGAUGACCCUCGUUCACGUUCGCUGAAUUAAGUGAUUGGAAACCCGGGUGCCCUUUUGGCGUACAGCGUAACCAUGCCUUCAGGAGAAGUCAUGGGCGUGAAGCAGCAGCCCACGUCUACGGGCGUGGGUGGGCUGGAGGAAGACAAGAAGGCAGUGUACAAAAACGAUGACGAAUACGACGAAGAUCUGGCGCAGCUGGACAUGCUGUUGCACUACGUCAACAACCUGUCCGCUUCUUUGGAGUUCCUCGCUUGGGAAAACAAACGCAUCUCGACGGACCUGGUACCGACCUUGCUGAACAUGUACGAUGCUCUCUACGCCAGGCUGAGCGAGGGCGCCGACGCCACCACCACCUCCGGCAAAUCCUGCGAUGAAGGAGGAGGAGGGAGAGGCGCAGGAGGAGGAGGAGGAGGAGGAACAGGAGGAGAGAAGAUGGGGUUUAGUAAUGGCAGUUUAGAUUUAAGUAAAAUUGGUCAGGAGGAGCGCGCGUCAACCAAAGAGAAUGGAAACAUUGGUGCUACAGAAAAUGGGUUAAACAGUUUUAAAGAAAGCGGGGUGUGUGACGAACGGCUUUUCAUCGAGGAAAAGGACGUCGAGAAUGAAAACCAAGUGAACAAUAACUGUGUCAAAUGUGAUAAGUGCGGCGUGCUCAGAACUAGCAAGGAUGGCUGUCGGUGUAGUGCGAAGUGCGUCAUUGCGGAGUCCAUAACGUCCAUGUUCGAGACCAUCGAGAGCGACCUCGCCUCGCCCGAGUCCUUCUACGAAAACGUGGACAAGCGCCGCCCCAGGAGAGAGCACAUCUACGCCGAGCCUCAGUUUCUGAUCAAACCCAAAGACAGUCCAAAGUCGACCUCCUCCUCCUCCUCCACCAACACGUGUUCCUCAUCCGCCUCCUCCUCCACCCUCACCUCCACCACCUCCACCACCUCUUCCUCGUCAGACAAGCUCCCGGGGACGCCCGCCUCCCCUCCCAUGGGCUUCGACCCGAGGAAGCUCAAGGACGUGUACCGGCCUCUGUCGUCGAUCUCGUCGUCCUCGUCUUCAUCCUCCAACUCUCUCCCUCGAGGCCCACCCGGAGCCGCCACCUCGUACUUGGCGUCGGCCGAGAGCUUGGAGGACAACGAUGCAGACCAUUCGGACACCGAGGAGACCACCCGGAGGAGAGACCGAACCAUCAAGACCAGGCGGGAGAAGGCGCAGCGCACAGGCUGUCUGCUCUUACCCCAUGACAUUGACUUCAGCUCACAGUUCCCAGGUUCCGGUGACAGCGGCGUCCAGUGCCAUAGCAUCAGCCUGCCCGCUCCGCCCACGCUGAGACCUCGUUACUGCGACCCUAACCUCGCUUACAUGGACAGGAUAGUGUUGGAGAUCGUGGAGACGGAGGCUAUUUACGUGCGGGACCUGAAGGAGAUCAUUGAGGGUUACUUGGAGUACUGGAGGCGACAGCCAGAGUCCGGAGUCACACAAAAACAAGUAGACGAUCUCUUCUCCAACAUCGAGCAGAUAUACGCAUUUAACAAGGAGUUCCUGUCAGAGCUGGAGGCAUGCGGUGUGGACCCCGUGGAAGUGGCUCGCUGCUUCGUGAGGAACAACAACGGGUUCGCGAUUUACACGCAAUACUGCACCAAUUAUCCCAGGACGGUGUCGGUACUGACCGAGCUCAUGCGCGGAGAGGCUUCCGUGCGAGCCUUCCGCGAGCGGCAACUCGCCCUCGGCCACACCCUUCCUCUCGGCUCGUAUCUCCUCAAGCCCGUGCAGCGCAUCCUCAAGUACCACCUCCUCCUCGGAAACAUCGUCAAGCACUUCGAGAAGGAAUGCAGUGGUUACUCCGAGAUCUGGAACGCCCUCUCGGCGAUGACGGGGAUGGCGCACCACAUCAACGACAUGAAGCGGCGCCACGAGCACGCCGUCAGAGUGCAGGAGAUCCAGUCGCUGCUCUACGGCUGGCAGUUUGAAGAUCUUACUACCUAUGGCGAACUAGCAGCGGAGGGAACGUUCAGAAUGUGGGGCGCGAAGGGCCUUCGACAUGUGUUCCUCUUCGACAAAAUGAUCCUUAUCGCCAAGAAGAAGGAGGAAAAUAUUCUUAUGUAUAAGACACACAUUCUGUGUUCAAACUUGAUGCUGAUCGAGUCUGUGCCCGGAGAGCCUCUCAGCUUCCACGUGAUUCCGUUCGACAACCCGAGAAUGCAGUACACCCUGGAGGCGCGUAGCUUGGAGCAGAAGAGAGAGUGGACGCUGCAGCUGAAGAGAGUCAUUCUUGAGAAUUACAGUGCCAACAUACCCGCUCACGCCCGACAGCUGGUCAUGGAACUCGGCCAGAGCAAACCUGACGACGUGCUGAUGUCGGAAGUGCGCAGCAGCGGGCGGCGAGCGCACCACGCCCCUGAGUACCUGGAGAAGAGGAAGGUGGACCGGGAACGGCGGAGGUCGUCUGAGGGAGGACUCAACACCAAGCUCAGACUCCGGCGAUCCAGCAGAACGAGGAAGGAGAAAGAGGAAAAGGUGACGCGAAGCCGGAGCGUGAGCCGCACCAGAGACACCGAGGACGAAGAGAUGGACCGAAAGGUGUCAACGACCUCAGCGCCCUCGUCGUGUGAGAAGCCGAAGCUGAAGUUGACGAUGUGGGGGCGCCGGCGCUCAGAGCCCGGCAUCGGCAGCCGGGAGUCGCUCUCGCUGGCCUCCACCAUCAACCUGGACGAGGCGCUGGACACCCCGCCCCCCAGCCUGGGCCAGACGCCGCAGCCCCUCGACGCAGCCACGCCCACCGGACCUGCCACUCCCGAGGUGUCCCUCGACGGAGUUUCCAUGUCCGAGUACGAGCGAGAGGACGGCGAGGGGAACCGGACGGGCAGGGAAUACGAAGAAGGCAGCGAGAACGGAGAAAACCUCGAGGAAAUCAUCAGCCAGCUCCUCCAGAAUAAACUGCAGCUUCAGAAGCUUCUCCUGAGCAAGCAGCGCCGAGGCUUGAUGAGAAAGCUCCCGCUCCGCUACGAGACGUCCGACACGGAGAACGAGGACGGCCCCUUCAAGGCCAACGGCUCGUACGCGGGCUCGGACGCCGGCGACACGCUCCGGCACGAGGACGUGGGCGACUAUGUGGACUUCUAUUUCAAUGGCAUGGGCAAGGAGGGAGAGUGUGCCACACACACUGAAAGUGCCAAUGUUUCCAGUAGUGAAUGCCAGUCGAUGUACAGCAGUGCCGUCUCAGUGCACCAAACGUGUGAUAAUAAGUCUCUGUCUAGUGAGAAGAAGACGAAGCCAGUGCGAAGAUCGUCGUCCGACCUCAGCUUCAAGAAGAUGCCAACACUCAAGAAAAUGAACUCGAAUUACGACAAUCUGCUCAACAUCUGGAGUACGAUAAGAGGGAAAAGCCCAGAGAAGAGGCAGAGCGGUGCAUUCCAGCAAGUCAAGGCGUCACAAACUCCCACAGCGACUUUAGAGAGACCGAGGUUGAGACGGGCCCAGUCCUUCUCCGCGGAGAAGUGUCUAUCGAAUAAUCACGAAAAUAUUUACGUCUCGGCGGCGCAGCUCACGCCCCAGCCCCACACGGCCCCCGCGGAGACGUCGAAGCCCCCGGAGGUGUGGGUGCGCGACGAGAGCCCCCGGGAGAACCGCGAGCGCCCGGUCACCAUUGCUUUCUACAACAGCAACGAGGUGAGUCUGAGCGCGCUCGAGCAGUACCUCAACCAGCCCCGGCCUCCGAGACGGUGCAGCGAGCGGUUCCCUUACGACACCGAGGACAACAUGACGGAUUACUCCAUGACGCCGCACAUGAGCAUGGACAACAUCCUCAGCAUUCAUCCUGAGCACAAGAUCUACAAGUCCACAAAUAAUAAAUCGACGUUAAAGACUGUCCUAAACAAAAUUACGAGUCCCAGAAACAACAAGACCGUGUCAGAACCUUCAGGCUCAGUCUACAAUUACUCAAUGGAGAGUGAGCUUGACAAGGGCAUGGAUAAGAGAGCAAGUAAAAUGGUAUACAACAUGGCGAGACAGUGUUCCAAAACCCUGAAGGAACGCAUAAAGCAGAUCCGAGCCGAGGACAUCGAGAAAGCGCCUGUCCCCAAGUCCCCAACGGAGAACGUGUACGCCCUGCCGAUAUACAAGCAGGGGAGUUCGAGUAUCGGGGCUCGUUUGGCUGGUACGAACGAGCCUUCCGACUAUGCCGUGCCGAGAAUCCGACCUCUUGACCAGAAACCCAAGUCCGACCUCAGACCCGACUCGGUUCUCUCUUCUUCCUCCAUCCUCACAUCUUCCUCGUCCUCUUCCUCGUCUUCCAGUCGUGAUACGAAAUUUUUAGAAGGCAUUGAAGUCUCUAAUAACAUGGCUAAUGUGGAAGAGGAAAAUGAGGAAAAUCAAGAAACCCCUUCAUUCGACAGCGACGCCUCAGCCGACAGUUAUUAUGAACGAUCUUUUGAGGCGAUAGAGAACCUUGAGACCGAGAUAUUCCGAGACAGUGCCAUCUAUAGCGACCCCGAAGACACGGAAUCCCCCCCGAACAGUCUGAAUCAAGAGCGACCAACCACUAGUCCUAAGGCCAAGUCCCCGAAUUCCAAGAAGUUCUCCCCCAGAUCUUCUACAAAGGUCACGAAGAAGGCGAUGUCCCCCAGCCGUCAUGCCUCCCCCGAGAUCGUGGUGACGCCUGAGGAGCCGUCGGCCGCCGCGGAGGCCGAGUUGACGUCCUCCAGCGGCGUUGUAUCCAUCAGUCCCCGAUCGUCCCCUCAGGCGAAGAAGGUCCCGCCCCCCGUCCCCGCCAAGCCUGACAGCAUUAAGACCAAACGCCCGUGCGGGAACCUCAUUAUGCAGCAGCUCAAGAACCUGGAGGAGUGCACGAAGUUCAGUCGGGACGACCAAAACAGCAGCCCCUCGUUCGACGGCUUCCGAAGCCUGGACGACCGCCGAAAGGAGCUGGAGGUGUGUCGGGUCAAAGGGGACGACGGAGAAGAGCCCAGCGCGUCCCCCAGAGGCACCCCAGAGAGAGAAAACAGUGCGGACAGGAGCUCUCGGUCGCCGAGAUCCCCCACUCUCAUGACUCCCCCUAUUAUAAAAAAUCCCAUUACUUUAUCUCCCCUUAGUUUACCCGUGACUAGGUCGUCCUCAGUACCACCCAGACUUUCCCCUCGCCCCUCACUCACGCCCGAGUCUCCGCUGCCUGCCUCUGUCGGAACGCAGAGUCCAGCAGGGAGCGAGAGGGCGUCACCACUGCCGCCGACCUGCCAAGAUGUGGAGGAGCUGGAUGAACCGCGCGUUGCCAGGGGUUGGGUGCGACAUGUUAUAGGGAAGUUACAAGCGGAAACAGAUGUGUGAUAGUUAUAUAUAUAUAUAUAUAUAUAUAUAU
Molecule: messenger RNA, 5796 nt
Organism: Penaeus monodon (black tiger shrimp)
Lineage: Eukaryota; Metazoa; Arthropoda; Malacostraca; Decapoda; Penaeidae
Exons: 14
Coding region: 531-5765 (1744 amino acids)
Molecular function (GO): guanyl-nucleotide exchange factor activity
Source: RefSeq, a predicted model, not a curated record